CCGAAUAUAUAACAGAAAUUAUCGUUCCGUAGACCUGUGUUGUCACUCAUAUCCCCCGGAUUGCUUCCAAGACUGCAAUGGCCUCCAAGAUCAAACUCGCCCUGCUCCUCUGCGAUACCCCCAUCCCCUCCGUUCUUGCUGAGCACGGAAACUAUACGUCUAUAUUCACGAACCUACUUCGCGAUUCCCUACCAAAAGAUAGUGGGUAUGACUUUCAAUUAGACCCAUAUGACGUUCGCGGGAAAAUGGAGUACCCGGAGGAAAGUCUGCUCAAUGGAGAGGAUGGGUAUAAGGCUGUUAUCAUGACUGGGUCUGCCGCCAGUGCUUACGAGGAUGUACCAUGGAUUAACAAACUCGUAGAUUGGGUUGCUUGGCUGGCGAAGUCUAAACCGGGUACCAAGAUCGUUGGGAUAUGCUUUGGUCAUCAGAUCGUGGCGCGAGCACUAGGAGGCUCUUGUGUCCCUAAUGAUGGGCGAUGGGAAAUUGGACCUUGUGAGAUCGACAUGACUGAUCUCGGAAAACAAAUAUUCGGCUUGGAUGUCUUGAACAUCCAACAAAUGCACCGUGACCACGUCCCCUCCGUCCCACCUUCCUUCCACCUCCUCGGUUCAACCCCCGUCUCUCCAGUGCAAGGCCUUGUCCGCUUUCGUUCCUCCUCACCCGCCGAUUCCGCCAUUACCAGCACAGACCCGCCCGCUUCCGAUAUCCCCCCUGUUGAGCGGACGCUCAAAGACGUGCACAUCCUCACUCUUCAGGGCCACCCAGAGUUUACGGCCCCGAUAGUGAAGAAGAUUAUAGAUGCGAGAGAGGAGGCGGGUAUAUUGAAGGGUGAUGUCGUCAAAGUUGCGAGGGAGAAAGAGGAGCAGGGAUGGAGAAAUGAUGGGGUGGGUGUCGUGGGGAAGGCGGUAUGGGGGGUUGUGCUGGGUAGCUCGUAAGUUCAGGUUUGGCCGGAUAGUGAAGUUAGAGACAUGCUAUGUCUGGUGUAUGAAAGAUGUGAGCCGACUUAUUAGAUCCAUAUGUUGUAUUCCAUCUACAGCAUGUCAGUUGAGUUGGAUCAUUGUUCUCUAGGCAUAUACAACAGUAUCAUUGUUG
Stereum hirsutum FP-91666 SS1 is the source of this 1092-nucleotide messenger RNA. Its product is annotated as class I glutamine amidotransferase-like protein. The coding region runs from base 78 to 935 and encodes 285 amino acids. Gene Ontology annotation, cellular component: cytosol; nucleus. Lineage: Eukaryota; Fungi; Basidiomycota; Agaricomycetes; Russulales; Stereaceae. The record is from RefSeq and is a predicted model, not a curated record. The transcript is spliced from 4 exons.